Molecule: messenger RNA, 9479 nt
Organism: Menidia menidia (Atlantic silverside)
Lineage: Eukaryota; Metazoa; Chordata; Actinopteri; Atheriniformes; Atherinopsidae
Source: the annotation of a GenBank genome assembly
CGGGACGGGCGGGACGGGCGGGAGGUGCACCACUCGUCCCGCUCCUCGGCCUCCUCCUCCUCGUCCUCCUCCUCCUCGUCUUCCUCCCACCACCAGCGGCACCACCUGCCCCAGCACUACCACCACCAGAGCACGCCGCAGCUCUACCGCGAGCGCGAGCGGGACCGGGACCGGGACCGGGACCGGGACCGGGAGCGGGAGAAGGAGCGGGAGCGGGAGUGGGCCGGGGUGCGAGGCUCCGGCGGAGACCUGGCCCACCCACACCCCCAUCCCUUCUCCCAUCACCUCCCCUCGCGCUCCUCCUCCCAGUCCCUGGCCAUGCUACCGCCCCCGCCGCCUGCCCCCCCCUCCAUCUCCGGCCCGUCCUCCUCCUCCUCCUCCUCCUCGUCCUCUCAGGGGGGGAUAUACGGCGGCGGCGGCGGCGGGCUGGCCGUGCGUGGAACUCCCAACCUGAUGGCCCUGAGGAACAGCCCCCAGCCCCUCAGGAGGACGGCGUCCGGCGGGGGGCCGGGAGGCUCCGGGGGCAGUGACGGCGUCCUGAGCCGAAGUACAUCUGUCACCUCGCACAUCUCUAACGGCUCCCACCUCUCCUACUCUUAGAGAGCGGGAGGAACACCAGGCAGGGCGCUCACAGCGAGAGGAAGUGGGUUUUUAGGAAGGUAGCUAACACAGGUCGCAUCUCAAUACUCUCAGCUUGCCGCCUUUCCUUCUUUCCCACACGUAAGUGUAACUCUGGGAGUGGCUGGGAUCUAAAGGAUUUAGGGAUAUCACCCUCUUCUCUUUAUGCCCAGACAUCCGCAGCAAAGAAAGGGCAAACUGACACUACUGAGCUGCAUCCUGCCUCUUUAGACUCAGGGUGGGUUUAGAGGGUUCUUCCCAUUCUCACAGGUAUAAAAGAGGGCGGGAGGAAUGUAACCACCUGAAUUUUGGUGAUAUUAGAUUUCUAAGCGAUGGUGUUUCUGUUCAGUGUUUUAUCUUCGUUACUGUAUAAAAGUGAGGGAGCAGGGAUGCGUGCACAGAGGAGCAUUCAGCCCUUAUUUCCUCUGACAGCUGCAGGGAGAGAGGGGAGGCAGCCGUGUCCUCUUCUAUGAUGUUCUUUGCUGGAAUGGAGAAAGAGAGAAGGACAUGGGAGGAAAUAAAAGGGCGGAUGAUGUUGCGUAGUUGAUGUAAAUUGUAUUUAGUCUGUAGUGUCCAGAUAUUAUCUAGCAAGCACUCGUACAAAAUACUUCAGAGACAGAAAUGGGGGAGAAUCCACAGAAAUGCUGUUUACUUUAGGCUCCGACCUGCUGGAGUUUGGAAAAAACUUUUUAUUGAUUUCUAAGUACUGUUUGGUUUUGUUUUUUUAUGCGUAAGAAAAAACAGGUUGCUUGGAACGUCACCAAUGCCUUCAAUCGGUUCUUAAAGGGAUGUCAGGACAUCAAAUCUUUUUAUUUGAUGAGUGCAGGAGGAUUUAAAACUGAAUCAAAUACACAGAAUGUUUGUAAAGUCAAUAGACUCGUGGGAAAAAAAUGCAGGGGAGGAAAAACGUGGAGAGACAUUUGAGUAGACAUGUAUAGACCCGUUUAAAAAAAAACUUUCUGGCAUUCUUGACAUAUUGAAUAUCUAAACAACAUAACUGUCUACAGGAGUCACUCCAAUGCAUGAGAUAGAUGUACAAAUAAUAAUAAUAAUUUGUAAACAUGACCAAACACAUUUGAAAUGUACUGUAUCUGUCCAAGUUUUACUGGCAUUCAAGAUCACGUGUCCCACAUUUUGGAUCUUUCCUGUACAUAUUUAUGGUAAUAUUAAAAACAAAAACAAAUCAUCUGCUUUUCUAGAGUAAACAAAGACAAUGAUAAUUUUGAUAUAUUCAAACGAGUAUUGAGUUCAUGAUUUAGAGUAACAAUUCCAACUCCAUUUUCUAUAUAUGUCAAUAUUACCAUAACUAAUCCUGGUGUUAUUGUUGUUGUAAUAACGGUCACGUUUUUUUCUUGUGAGAAACAAAGGGCCCACUUUUACUGUAAGAAAGAAAAAAAAGGAGAAGAAGAAAAAAAAUCUUAUAAACUGUUGCUUGUCAGGUGCGAUGUGUCUUUAAGAUAUUAAUGAUUAUUAAUGAGGGGUUGUUAAUAAUUGUUAAUGAUUUAUGUAUGUGUGUCGAGCAGUAAAGUCUAGUUAAAUUGACGCUUUUUUUAGACAUGAAAACUAGCGAAUUUUAAAAGACUCUCUUGAACUUUGGCCUCUUCUGGAUUCUCACCAGGGGGAAAAAAGAAUGAAAAAGAAGGAUUUGGCAACUGGAAUGUAAAUUCUCCUUUUUCCUUUUGUAUUUAUUUGUUUGGGUUCAGGCUUGAGUUGAUGGUUUAGCUGCCACUAGGACGCAGCACGCAGGCAGCUCCAAAUGCGCAAACAGUUGAAAAAGGGGAGAAGAAGAAACGGCGGGGCGGGCCGUGAGUGAGCUGCAGGAGUCGGGCGCCCCCUGGUGUCCGCUCAGCAGCAGUGACCGCAGCGGCCCGUCCACACCGGUCAGUGUUCAGUGGAGCUUCUGAGGCCCAAAGGUUUAUUCUUCCUUUAUGUGAACCGUCACAAUAACGGGACUGUAUUGUUUUUGUUGCUUUUUUUCACUUCUUUUUUUUUCAAAUCCUGGUUUGAAUUGAAAAAAACGUCAAAAGAGAUCAAUCACCCUGCUGUUUGUAUGACUCUGAAACACCAGCUCAAGACAAUUCCUUGUAUAACCUACUACUUUAUGCUUGGUCGGACUCUCAGUGCAUGCAUAAAAACAAACAAAAAAAGUAUAAACUAAGAGUGGAGGGUUCGGGGCGGCCUUUGUGUGUGGGAAUCUGUGUGGGUGUCUUUUUAGACGGGUUGUUGUCAGCAUCAGAGCAGAAAAGUCUCCUGUUCCUGUAUCCAAAAUGAACGCGGAAACACGGGCUCAUCUGUGUAUUGCUGAGAUUUAGGAGUGGGCUGAGAUGCUUAUUAAACAGUCACAUCAAGCAGUUCCUAGCGUGAGGAAGGGAGGGAAGAAGAUAUAAACCUUUGUUGGAAAAGAAAUGGGGUGUUUUAAAAAGUCAUAAAAAAAAGAAAAGAUAAUAAAUUGAUAUCAACACGUGAUCUUGUCUUGAUUUGAUGUGAUUUAUACAGAUUUCAAGAUCAAAAAGAUGUUUGUAUUCCACAAAUGCCUGUUAAGACUGAGCUUAAUGAGAGCAUGUGUCUUUAUGUGUCUUUGUGAGUAAACUGUUGUUUCACAAAACGCUGAGAAACGUAAAAAUUCUAUACACAAACUCUCUAAGUGUAAUGAUAGACGAUUUUUAAACAAACCUUUACAGCUUCAGAUUUUUCAAAGAAAUCGUAUGCCCCCAAAUUUUCACAUUCGAAAAAUGUUCCAUCAUUGUAAACAUAAAAAAAAAAACUGAGUAAAUAUUGGGACAUCGCUGAAACAUAAACUACAAAAACACAUCCAGUGUCUAAAUGCAUCCUAAGUAACAUUUAACAUCAAUUCCUAAAAAUAAGUUUUCCCUUUUUUUUUCAUUGCGUUUCUUAAAUAUUUUUGCCUUUUCAUGUAUUUUCUUAUCAUUAUUUCUAAUAACUGAAGUCUAAAUGCUGUAUAAAUGUGUUGUACUUGGGGCAUUUGCAUUUUUUUAGACUGUGUGAUGAUGCAGGUUUGCAGGCUUAGGGCCUCCUUCAGCCUGAUCCCGUAGAUGGCAGGAAAAACAUCAGCCAGUAUUUGGGUAUUGUUGUGAUAUUCGGGCCAGCUGCAGCGAGAGCCCGUAAACCUCUUUAAGAUCUCACGUGAUGUUAUUAUGUUGUUAACGGGCGUAUGGCUAUUCACGUCCAUUCUCAUCUUUUGUGUGCGCGUCCCCGGCUGCUAUUCGCCUCGCGCUGGAUCUGGCUCUGACAUCAUUGUUAUGGGCUGACUGGGAGGGUCUGUGCGCGCCGCCUUUAAGACGCCUCCGUCAUCUCCCCGUUCAUGGAGAGCCGUUCCGGCUGGUUUUUCUCUUCUCUUUUUGUCCGCUGAGCGCAGCCUGGGCCUACAGCGAGGACUGGUGGGGUAAAAAAAAAAAAAAAAAAAAAACAGGCACCGGGGCGCAUUUAGUGUCGGCCGAGAAUCCAGGAAGGGGAGAAGGACGGGCCCUGCGCGAGAGACGGAAAUGAAGGGGGUGUCCAAAGAGGAAACCCUAUCCCUUUAAGAGCAAGUGGGACAUAGCGGUGCGAGAAAAAGGAGAGGAGGGGGAGAAGAAAGAGGAAUUAAAAAAGAAAAGGAAGAAAGAGACGGGGAGGGAGGAGGGAGCGCGGGCGAUAAAAAAAGAAAGAUGACAUCCUCGCAGCUGAACGGCCGAGGUGGAGCGAUGGGCCGCGGCCCGGCGAGGGCGCCGCUCGCCGGGGUCAGGGCUUGAAUCCAACGCCGAGGCUUCGACAAAACACCCGAUUGGCCUAUUGGGGGUGGGGGGGGGGGGGGGAAUCGGAAAAAAUAGAUGCAAAAAUGAAAAACAAAGCAUGCCCCGCUGUGCUACCAGCGACGUGUGUUGUAACUCAAGUUUGUUCCGUUGCGUAAAAACGCAUUUAUUUCACGUUGAUUGGUUUUUUUUCCUGGGUUCUGCUAAAAGUCUGAUACUUUAAGAUGCGUUUUUUUUCCCUCUUUUUUGGGGGGGGCUUUUUUACAGUAGUUGGGUUGUAGGACGGCGCGUUUUUUGGUCAGGCUAGUGUUGGGAUAAUCAAAGUUAAAAAGCCCCAGAGUGCCCGGGGGAAGGCGCGCUCUGCGGGACUCGGCCUGCUCCGCAGCCCGCUCCGGCUCCGGCCCGCAGCACCGGGCUACCUCCAUGAGAGGAACCCACGUUUUUGCAGACGGCUUUGUUCGCGUUUUUCCGAGAGAAUCCCACCCGGGAGCCCGUGGUGUCCGCCGCCGGACAGGCUACCUCCGGCCGGACCGCACCAUGCGCAGGCGGCCCUCACCCAGCAGCUGACUUCAUAAUCUCCAUCGCCCUGCCGCAAAAUGGAUGCUGCUUGGAGCAAUUUUCUCUUCCAGAGUACUCCCACCCAAAACCAAGUGGAGGGGAGCCUCCAAUCAGAGCUCAUGCAAGUGCACACCAGCUCUCCCCAGACCCCACCCACAGAGCACAUCGCACAGCCUCCUUCCACUGUGGACACCACCGCUCUCAGCGAGGAGCCCCUGCCCGUGAAGCCAGUGUCCCGGCCGGCCCGCGCCCAACACAUCUGUGCCAUCUGCAACAAGCAGUUCAAGAACAACUACAACCUGCGGCGGCACCAGUCGGUCCACACCGGGCGGCCCACCAAUCCCAACCCCAACCCCGUGCGGAAGAACCACGCCUGCGAGACGUGCGGGAAGGCCUUCCGGGACGUCUACCACCUCAACCGCCACCGCCUGUCCCACUCGGACGAGAAGCCUUUCUCCUGCCCCAUCUGCCAGCAGCGCUUCAAGAGGAAGGACCGCAUGAGCCACCACGUGCGCUCGCACCAGGGCGGCGUGGAGAAGCCCUACAUCUGCCCCCACUGCGGAAAGGCCUUUUCCAGGCCGGACCACCUCAACAGUCACGUCCGGCAGGUGCACUCCUCAGAGCGUCCCUUUAAAUGCCCGACCUGCGAGUCCAGCUUUGCCACGAAGGACCGCCUGCGCGCGCACAUGAUCCGCCACGAGGAGAAGGUGCCCUGCCACAUCUGCGGGAAGCUCCUGUCGGCCGCCUACAUCACGGAUCACAUGAGGGUGCACAACCAGUCGCAGCACCACGCCUGCCACCUCUGCAACCGCAGUUUCACUACACUGACGUACCUUCGCGUUCACGCCCAGAAGCACCACGGCCAGGAGUGGAAGGAGAGCCCGGGGGGCUUCGGCGGCACGACGUCGGGCGGCGUACUGGUCUGCCAGCUGUGCGGCGUCCACUGCAAGACGCCCACCCAGCUGCAGGGUCACAUGGGCACCCACAGCAACAGCCAGGGCGCGCCCAGCCCCGUCACCUCCAACGUGGCGGCCAGCAGCUCCGUCUCCCUCAGCAGCAUGGUGACGGCGCCCACCGUCUACGUCACGGGCAACACGGUGGUGGACCUGCUGGUCACGGACUGCUCCAGCAUCGCAGCGCCGCAGUCCCACAGUUAGCGUUACCCUCCCCCCCCACCCCCCGCCGAGCCGGGCCGGGCCGAGGGCCGGGCGAGAGAAGAGCCGGCGUCGCUCACAGACGCCGAUCCGGUUUCACUUUUCUCAUGGCCGAGUUAGGACAAGGUUAGGUUUUUAGAAAGGGGGGCGGAGCCAAACGGAGCUAAGCAGAGCCAGCUGCAGCGACGGACUGAGAAAGCAAGAAGAAGAAGGACUUUUGGUGGCUCCGAAAGGUUGGCCGACACUAAUGGCAGACCUGGAUGUGCAGUCUAGAGAUUCCUGAAUGCUCUUGAUUAUUUAAGACUCCAGUGAAACAGUGGCUUUCUGAGCUCCUACUGUAUUCCCCCCCCCCCCCUCUCCCUCUCUGCCCGGUCUCUCCCUGCCUGUCCCUCCCCUCAGCCCUUAGGCGUUGGCUGCUCUUUGCAAGUGCACCAAGUACUGUGUAUGGUAUCUCACACCAGCUCUGAUCUUACCUCCAUUUUUGCAGCUCACUUACUAAAAAAAUCCAAAUGGCUUGAGUGAAGUUGCAGGGAGAGAAAGGCUUUCAGAAAAAAAGAAAAAAAAAAGACAACAAACAUUAGAAGGGAAGUAGUGUGUUUGGUGUUUGGGUGUGAGUGUAGGUUUGGGCUCCUCUCGCAUGUUUUAUUUCUCGAUUUUUCUUUUUUUUUUCUUUUGUUUUCUUCUUUUUUUUUCAGAAAAUGGAGAUCAACAUUUGAUUUGAGGCUGUAAUUCUAUGUCAAUAAGUCUUUACUAGAGGUUAAUGAAUUAGUCAGGACAGAAGACCACUGCGUACUGUACACGAUGUGGGUGGAAUGAAAUUGUGGGAUGUACAAGCUCAUUUGUUUCCUAAAGGUACAGAAACAAAAGAAGAGUUGAGUUCAGGAGCAUCAAGCACCUUAAAAUGUCGUUGGAUUCAGUGAGGAUGAAGGUUUGAGCUUUCUUGGAUUGUCUUGCUCUCAGUCUUCCUUCCUGAGUCUGGCCUUUAAAAAAAACAAAACAAACAGAAGAAACAACUGCUAAACAACACUUCAGCUUCUGACAUGGCGAUUAUUGCAGCUGAGAACUACCUUUUGCAUGAAAUCAAGCUAGCUGGGUCAUGCUUAUCGUUAGGGAACUGUCACGACAAAAGAAAAAAAAAAAUCACGGUUCCUCUAAGUUAGUUAGCUGUAAACGAUACUAUUUAUAAAAGUGUUGCUUUUAUUCAGAAAAAUUUUGACAUUGUUUGCCAUUCAUUUGAUUGUAACGGUCAUUGCCAUAGUCCUUUGUUCUCUCUAUGUACCAGUCCAAUGAGUGAAACCUUUCGGUUAGAUUUUAGUCAUUUAACUCUGUAUAGCACGUUUGGAACGCCAGUCACUGUCGUUCUGCGUCACACGAGGAACGGUCACUUGUCCAUCGGAUAUUUUAGUUGCUUUGAGUUGUAUUGUGAGUGAUGUGUGGUGUCGAAAGGGCUUAUAAAGUCACAAGUCAAAGAAGGCAAGGCAAAGAAGUGUAAUAGGAGUCGGCAUCACCACCUGGUAUGCUGUAAACAAAUCCUGGUUUUGUACUGGAGUGCUUUUUCAGUUGUGUGUUGAUAUGUUACCUUCAACUUUGUAGAGCUGUUUAUUUCCCCCCUUUUUUUGUUUCUUUGAAAAUCUUUUUUUCCUGUUGAGAAAAUUAGUGAUUUAUUCCAAGUUAAUUUUAGGACUUCUUCAUCACACUAAAAAAGAAUAAUAAUACCUCUACUCUAGGAUUAUGUACAGCUCUUGUGAUACAUCUUAAUGCCUUAUCGUACUCAACUGCAUUUUAAUUCUUUUAUGAUAAAAUAUUUCAAAUCUUAGUCAUUGAUUCAUUAAGAAUAUUAAUGGGAUGUAUUUAUAUUUAUAUUUUUAUAUUUCUCAACAGUAUGCAUGUCUAAAAGGUUGUUAGAGCAAAAAAAAAAAAUCAACGAUGCUUACUACAGUCAUAAAUAUUGUUUUUUUUUGUAGAUGAAGUAGAGAUCAUGGUAUUAUUUUGUAAUUUGGACAAUUUAAAGUAAAAAGAGUAAACAGGAAAUGUUCUGUGUGCUAAUCAUUUAUUCGUUUUGAGAGGCCAACAGUGUGUAUCUCAAAGAAAGAUGAGCAGCAUCUACUGAAUACAAAGUCUGAGAGGAAAGAGUCGACACAGGAAGUUAAAAAGCUUCAUUUGCUUUGAAAACUGUUCAUUCAAGCCCCAGUCACAAACCCGUAAGACUGGCACGUACACAAUUCAUCGUACAGGAAUUCCUUAGCUAUAGUUUUUCAGAUGUCAUAAAACACUAAUAAUACUUUCUCUUACAAUUUUGUGUCUAAAUGAUAAAGUUUAAUUCUAUAAGCUGAUUAUUGGUAAUAAUAACUAAUCACUGUAUAGCUGGGGUGCUCACACAUGGGAAGAGGGCGCUCACAUCUGUGAGAGCAAUCGGCAGCGUUUCUCAGAACUGUGCAGCUGCUCUGACCGACCGGUCAUCUCAUUCCAGCGCUGACCGCUGGUGUGAGGCCCAUGGGUCCACUGAACCGGGGUCAUCAGCUGCAAGAACUCUUUUGGCGUUUGGUUUGUUACCCACAUAGAAGAAUAGGAUUGGGAUGUUUGGUUGCUGUUUUUUUUCCUUUAAGUUGCAGACAAAAGCAAAUUCCAUGCAUCUGAUCUCUGUGUACCUGGAUGGAUGUCAUUAGGACUAAAAAAAUCUUACAAAUGAGGAAACUGUAAGUAAAGUCACAUACUUUGAAAAAUGUAGUGGUUACAAUCUUUCACACUCAACUUCUUCAUUGGUAAAUGGAAAAUGUAUGGAGCACUUAACUAGUCUGUUUGAACAAUUUGAUGAAAAUUCAUGAUUUGAUUAGAAUUUGACUAAUUUAUGCUUAAAGAUUUUCAAAUAAGUCCUCAAAGUAGAUGAAAAGAAUCUUAUAAAUGAAGUUUACUUGGUCAUUUAUAUAUUUCUAAAUUCCUUUUUACUUAUGUUUUGAAGUGAAAAUCUGCUAUUUUGAGUUAAUCUGAUAACAGCAUCUCAGUGAACAUCCAGCUUUAUUAAACAUGGAUUGUGGAAUAUAACAGGUGUGACCUCACAAAAACAUAUCAGGUGUGUCAUGGCACAAAUAAAGGUUAUCGGUGUUUAUUUUUGUAUAAAAAAUAUCUUUAAGAUUAUGAUUCCAAGUAAAGUAGUUGUCAGAUUUGUACAAAUGGACAUAAUUUAGCAUCAAAAGCACAUUUAAGAAGAGUGUUAGAUUGGCAAAAUCAUUUCAACAGUAAAAAAAUCAAUAAAAAUAAACUAAGGGUGAUUCCUAUGCAACUCCUCUGCUCUUAUUUCACUUUGCUUGGUCUGUCAUUUCAAAAAAUAACAGUAUUCUUAGCAUGGCUAUGCCAUUGAAAUUAUGCCACGGAUAAUUUUCAAUAAAAAAAUCUUAUUUGA